This is a messenger RNA of Acomys russatus (golden spiny mouse), 4035 nucleotides long. It is a transcript of the gene Fam120c, whose product is annotated as family with sequence similarity 120C. Gene Ontology annotation, cellular component: nucleus. Lineage: Eukaryota; Metazoa; Chordata; Mammalia; Rodentia; Muridae. The coding region runs from base 373 to 3648 and encodes 1091 amino acids. The record is from RefSeq and is a predicted model, not a curated record. The transcript is spliced from 16 exons.
AGUAUCACGGAGAAGACGAGGCAACAUGGCUCCCGGAGGUGGAAGGCAGAGGCUUCACCCCCUUUGAAGCGGUGAAGCAGAGCAGCGGAGGAGAACAGGAAAAGAGAAGUGACUACGGCUUGUCAUCGCUUUUAUCUUCCCAGCCUCUUCUGAGUCUGGUCAGCCUCACCUCUGCUCUCCACCCGCACCCAGUCCGUGGUCUCCUCCCCUCCCCGCCCACGUUCCCUGGCCCCUCCCGUUCACAUACCCUUUCCCCGCCCCUCCUCGCCCCUACCCCCCGCGGAGUGCGCACGCGCCCGCCUCCAGCUUCGCGCGGGGAUCGCCGAGUGGCCCGCUUGCGCAGCCGCUGUUCCUUCUGCCCACGGAGGAAGCAUGGGCGUCCAGGGCUUCCAAGAGUUCCUGGAGAAACGCUGUCCCGGCGCUGUGGUGCCUGUGGACCUCCUCAAACUCGCGCGCACUGUGUCGCGCCAGCAGCAGCAGCACCUGCACCGCCAGCUGCCACCGGCAGCCCUAGCGCCCGGGGCUCCACGCAUCACCAGGGGCUCUGCUCCUCUGCCGCCGCCGCUCCCGCCCGCUGCCUUUGGUGCUUACUCCGGGGGCGCGGGGCCGACUCGGCACCAUCACCCUGCUCACCAUUUCCACCACCACGGCCAAGCGCUGCCAGGGCUGCAUCCGCCGCCGCCGCCGCCGCCCCCUCCGCUGCCUGGGGCUCGGGUAUUGGUAGACGCGGGCUCGGCGCUGCCGCGGCUCUAUGGUGGCUACCAGACGGAUUGGGUUUGUGGCGGCCAGUGGAAUGCCAUGCUGGGCUACUUGUCAGCGCUGUGCCAGGCUUGUGCCUAUCCGGGCGGCGACGGCCUGGAGUUGGUGGUCAUGUUCCCUGGGGGCCUGGGCAAGGACCGACUGGCCGAGUGGGGCCGUCGGUGCCAGGCGGAGCGGCAGACUGCGCAACUGAUCGUGGGACACGUGGGCAACAAGGGCACCCCUCCACCGCGGGCCUGGUUCCUGCCACCUGCCUGCCUGAGCCACUGCGUGAGGCUAGCACUCAUCCGCUUCCGGGUCAAGGUCUUUCAGAGCCUUGAAGACCACCACUUGGAAGUGGUGGCUUUUUUCAGGGAGAAUGGCUUUCAUGGCCUUCUGGCUCACGACUCCGAGUACGCGCUCUACAAUAUUCCGUCCUACUACAGUUCCCACGCGCUGAAGCUGAGCUGGAAUGGGAAGAACCUCACAACCAACCAGUUCCUCAUGCAGGAGGUGGCCAAGCAGCUGGGGUUGAAGCGAAUGAACUUUCCCAUAUUUGCUGCACUACUAGGUAACCACAUUCUACCAGAUGAGGACUUGGCUGCUUUUCACUGGAGCCUUUUGGGACCAGAACAUCCUCUUGCAUCACUUAAGGUUCGAGCACAUCAGUUGGUCCUUCCACCUUGUGAUGUCGUGAUCAAGGCUGUUUCUGAGUAUGUCAGCUCCAUCAAAGACCCCUCAAACCUGGAUGUGGUUGGGAAGGAUGUUUUCAAACAGUCUCAGUCUAGGACAGAAGACAAAAUAGAACGGUUCAAGAAAGCAGUUGAGUACUAUUCAGUCACAACCAAACUCUCUUCACUGCCAGUGGGUCCUUCCUUUCUAGGCUUUCGAAAUAAUCGGCUUGGAAAUCCUCCCCUUCCACGGAAUCAAAUGGGCCCUAUUUCUACUGGAAAACCAAUGUUUUCUCGCCAGGUGCCCCAGAAAAUGAAAUAUCCACCACCAUUUCCAAUGGGACCCAACUCGUCUCUCCUCUUCUCCCACAGUGUGGGGGAAUCCCAUGCUUUCUCUGAGGAUCCCAUGCUACAGGACAAUUCCUUUGCCAAUUGGGCUGUUUCUUAUGACUCUUCGACACCCCAAUUUCCUAAUUGCCUGACUUCCAAAACGUCACCUCCUUUGGGACCAGCCUCUUCCCAUUCCUCUUCCUCUGAUGGUGAUGAGGCAAAUGGAGCUGGUUCUGAUCACAUCACAGAAACACUUCAACAACAGCCUGGAUGGGAAGAUCCAAGUGGUGACAGAGGGUCUUGGGUACAGCCUGUUGAUGCUGGAGUUUCAGAAACUAGCAUAGGUGGUGGUGAACCUCACAUCCCAUCUCUGUUAUCUAUGUCUACAAGGAACCACAUGGAUAUCACCAUUCCACCCUUACCUCCGGUAGCCCCAGAAGUCUUGAGGGUUGCUGAACACAGACACCGAAGGGGUCUCAUGUAUCCAUAUAUUUACCAUGUGCUUACUAAGGGUGAAAUUAAAAUCCCUGUAUGUAUUGAGGAUGAGUGUAACAUGGAGCUGCCUCCAGCUGCUAUCCUGUUCCGGUCAGCUCGCCAAUAUGUAUAUGGAGUUCUUUUUAGCCUAGCAGAGACACAACGGAAAAUGGAACGUCUGGCCAUACGGCGACGGUUACCUCUGGAAGUUCCUUCUGUGAUCCUUAAAGAGUGGUCUGCUUAUAAAGGGAAGUCACCUCAAACCCCCGAGCUGGUAUCUGCACUCACAUUUCGGGAAUGGACUUGCCCAAACCUCAAGAAGCUUUGGCUAGGCAAAGCUGUUGAGGACAAGAACAGGAGGAUGCGGGCUUUCCUAGCCUGUAUGAAGUCGGAUACACCCAGUAUGCUCAAUCCAGCCAAUGUCCCCACCCACCUGCUGCUCAUGUGCUGCGUACUCCGGUACAUGGUUCAGUGGCCUGGUGGCCGGAUCCUGCAUCGUCAUGAACUUGACACCUUCCUUGCACAGGCAGUGUCUACCCAGCUUUAUGAACCAGAUCAGCUUCAAGAACUCAAGAUUGAGAAACUGGAUGCUCGAGGGAUCCAGCUUGCUGCCCUGUUCAUGAGUGGGGUCGACACAGCUCUGUUUGCUAAUGAUGCAUGUGGCCAGCCAGUCCCUUGGGAGCAUUGCUGCCCCUGGAUUUACUUUGACGGCAAGCUGUUUCAGAGCAAGCUCAUUAAAGCAGGCCGAGAGCGAGUGUCCCUGGUUGAACUCUGUGAUGGCCAGGCUGACCUGGCAAGCAAAGUGGAAAAGAUGAGGCAGAGUAUCCUUGAAGGUGUCAACAUGAAUCACCCACCACCUUCUGCUCUACUUCCAUCACCUACGCUCGUGCCGCCCAUGGUGCCCUCUCUCUACCCUGUUUCUCUCUAUUCCAGAGCCAUGGGCUCGUUUCCACCUCCCCCUCAAGCAAGGAGUCGAGGAUUUGCAGGUCUCCAUCCAAUCCCACCCCAAGGAGGAAAACUGGAAAUUGCUGGCAUGGUGGUGGGCCAGUGGGCUGGCAGCAGAUCUUCUAGAAGUCGAGGAUCCUUUGGCAUGCAAGUGGUCUCUGUCGGUGGGCCAGGAAAGGGGCAUGGAAAAGAACAGGCUGGUAGAGGACCCAAAGGUCACAAAAAAGGAAAUAAGCAAGGCUCUUCAGAUGGGAUCUCGAAACCCAUGGAGCUUCAUCAAGGCCGGCCCCGCUCACAGGUGAAUGGAAACAAUGGCACAUUGAUUAUGGAAGAGAAGAGUGAUCAUCUUCCGGCUCCAUCCCAGUGUGCCUUAUCUAGAGACAGUGACGUGUGUAAUGAUGAUGACCACUGCCUCCCCGUGAAGAAUGGAGAGAAGAACCAUGUGCAAGAGCUAGAGCUAGAAACUGUGGCCCAACAGAAAGAGGAAUGACAAAGUGAAGAUGGCGUCACUUGUCAGGGAGAGGAGAAAACUCUACUUUUCUGAUUCUAGGCCCAAGUUAGAGGAGGAUAUAAAUGUUUACUCUAGAUUUACCUAGGAUUUUAAGGGGAUACAUAUUUAUUGUAUCUACCUUUUCUUCCCUAUCUUUUCUGGCUCCAGAAUUAGAGCCUGGGAGACUUCUCAGAUUCUCAAAUAUAUAGCAUCAAUAUUUCCCUUGUAUCUCCUGGAAGACUGGGCAGUAACUGUCAGAAAGCAGAUGCUAUCACGUAAAUCCUACGGGAAAGUUCUGGCUUUGGCUUUCUGAAUAUUUAAUGUGAUGUCCUUCAUAAGCUUAUAAGAAAUGGGGUUGUAAGGUAAGCUACCUGUGGCUUCCUGAUU